AUGCAUUUAAAUGUACCUCGCCAUUAAAGAUAUCAACAAAGAAAUAACAGAAAUCAACUUCCUAAUAAAAAUGAGGUCAGAGAUAAUAGGCAAAUAUCAUAGGAUCAUAGUAGAAAUAAUUCUGCAAAAAAUGUCUUGGUGAAAUUUAACCUUUAGCAUCAAGUAUCUAUUAGAAAUUUCAUCAUUGAAAGAAUACAGAGUGACUAAAAAUCAGUUGAAGAUCAACUUUAAGCAGCAUUUAAAAGCUAUGGUGAUCUUAGAACUUUGAAAGUGCAAGUAUAUCAUUAGAUAUCAGGAACAAUAGCCAAACUUCUGAGAGAUAGCAAAGCUACCAUUAAUUACAUAGGUACCCGAGAGCCUAAUACUCCAUCUGCAUAGAGAUAUUCAAGAAAUUCUCACACUUCUAAUAUGACUAGAUUUCCUCUGAAAAUUAGUAACCCUUCUGAGAUCAGAAUUAUAAAUAUUUUUGAAGAUGAAUAACUAAGUGAUGCUAGCAAACAGAUAAAUUACUAGUAAUUAAUGCAUUUGAAAAAAGCUAAAGAAAAUAAUCAAUAUUUUCUCUCAAUAAACUUAAGUAAAAGUCUUAAUACUACAGCAUCAAGUCUCCAUAACUAAGAUGAAUUCAAUUUCAUACAGUUUUUACAAUUCAUUUAAAGUUCUUAACCAGAAUAUCACUACAAAAAAGGCAACAUACAACACUAUAGUGGUUAUGAUAUGAGAUAAUAGACUUUUGCAAUUUCAAAUUUGAAUGAGAGAAAAUAAGAAGUCCAUAAGUUUAACAUCAAUGAGUAAGUUUUACUCUUUUAGGCAAUAAAGCUUUAUAGUCUAAACCUGAAUCACAUAUAGAGCUCCUCUAUUGAGUAGUAAAACAUUUAGACUAUUAAAAUGAUAGAGGAGAGAGAAAUGCGCUUAAAGUAAAAAGGAAACAAUAUCACAAGGAGAUUGAGAGACUUUCUAAAAGAAGAUAAAGCUAAAGCCUGCCUUAAAGGCUGA
Stylonychia lemnae is the source of this 993-nucleotide messenger RNA. NCBI's taxonomy places the organism in Eukaryota, Ciliophora, Spirotrichea, Sporadotrichida, Oxytrichidae. The record is from the annotation of a GenBank genome assembly.